GUUUGUGCUGCCUUUUCCAUUUGCUUCGGGGCCCUGUUCUGAGUGGAGCACCGGGAGGAGGGGAGAAUUCAUGGCGUCUUACCACUUUCCGACAUGAGAAAAGCCCUCAGGCAAUGGGAACUAGUCAUAGCACUUUGGGUACUCGUCGAUUGGAGUUCUGGAGGGAUAACAACUACCACUUGCUCGGGCCAGGUCUGGGUGGAGCCAGCAGCAGUCUUUGAGAUGGGAUCGAACAUCUCCAUCAUUUGCCAGUCAACUCUACAAAACUGCCAGCCAAGGAAGUUUCAUCUCUAUAAAAGUAGUAAAGGUAUCGAGGAAAAACUUCGAAUGGCAAAAAUCAACCAGAGGACAGCUUGGCUACGGCUUAGCAACUUCCGAGAGCCACGAGCCCAUCUAAUCUGUAGCGUGGAAUGUUCCGGGGAAGAUAAAGAAAAGUUGGUAUGUGGAGAAGACAUCGCUUCUGGCUAUCCUCCAACUGUUCCUGCCAAUUUAAUGUGCCUCAUUUAUGAACAUUCUGGCAACAUGACGUGUACUUGGGAUACAGGGACACCUACCUACCUGGACACCAAAUAUACCGUGCAUGUGAAGAGCUUGCAGACUGGAGAAGAACAGCUCUAUCUCACUUCAAGGUAUAUCAACAUUUCGACCAACACUCUACGCAGUGGCAAAAUGUACUCCGUUUGGGUCCAAGCAGCAAAUGCUCUAGGCAAAGAAGAGUCAGGCCACCUGCAACUUAACCUUGAUGACAUAGUGAUUCCUGCCCUCCCAGUCAUUACAAGAGCUGAGGAUUUAAAUACAUCAGUGCCCACAACUAUUAUCCACUGGAAAAUCCAAACAUCGAUGGAUGGAGUUUUCUGUGAGAUGAGAUACAAGGCAGCCACAAGAUCAUCUUGGAAUGUCAAAGAGCUGGAAAGCACUUCGACGUCAGCUCAACACAUAGAAUACAAUCUGAAGCCUGGCACCAAGUACGCGUUUCAAGCCCGAUGUCGACAGACCGGGAGGAAGUUCGGGCCGGAGUGGAGCGCACCCUUUUUCCACACAACCCCAGAAGCAGUUCCCCAGGUCUCUUUGAAAUCCUUCCAAGACGAACCUCAUCAUAGUGUACAUCCAAGUGCUUCCAUCUUUAAAGACUAUUCGACUUCCGGCAAUAGAAAUCUCACCACUGGACUUUUGUCUGCAAUACUCCUCUGCAUCACUGUGCUGUCCACUCUUUUCUUGACUGUGAUAUUUAAACACUCACUCAGAGUCAGAAUUAAAAGGAGACUGCUACUGCUCCUACCAAACUGGCUUCAUGAAGACAUUCCCGACAUGAGGAAUAGUUGUGCCGUGAAGACCUUACAGGAAAAAAGUGAAUUUAUCAUGAAUAAUUCCAGUGAGUCAUUCCUUGACCCAGAUCCAACAAUCACAGAGAUAGAGGAAACCUAUCUCCACAAAGAAUUCCAAGCCCUGCACUCCCAAAUGGAAAACACAACAGAGUUAGUGGCAAUCGGGGAGCAUCUGCCAACCUCACCGCUUGUGGAUAUGACCAUCGUGUAUCUCCCCGACCCUAGCACUGGCUACAAACCACAGAUUUCCAGUUUGCUCCCUGUGGAGAACCCUCCCUGCGAGAUCAGUGAUCUGAGAGUCUCAGCCUUUGAAUCCCAAGUCAAUUCCUUGGGCCUGGGCAAGAAUGUGGUGAUCAGAAACUGUCCAAGUCCAGUUUUCUCCCGCUCCAGCACCACUGUUGGGAGGGACAUUUUCUCCCUGGAAGACGGAGGCCUCAUCUUUGACCACAGUGAAAGUGGUUCAGUGGAAGGGCUGAAGGAGGAUGAAAUGGAAGCCUUGAUGAUCCUGGAAAAGCAACCGUCCAGAGAGAGUUUCCCAGAGCAGACCCUGCUACCUGAUGAUCUGGUCUCCUGUUUGAGGGCCACAGGGGAGGAAGAGUCCCCAGAUGUCCGCCCUUAUUUUCCACAGUGUUUGGGAGGGCCAUUUCCAUAG
This is a messenger RNA of Trichosurus vulpecula (common brushtail), 1977 nucleotides long. It is a transcript of the gene IL23R, whose product is annotated as interleukin 23 receptor. Gene Ontology annotation, biological process: cytokine-mediated signaling pathway. The coding region runs from base 94 to 1977 and encodes 627 amino acids. Gene Ontology annotation, cellular component: external side of plasma membrane. Lineage: Eukaryota; Metazoa; Chordata; Mammalia; Diprotodontia; Phalangeridae. The transcript has 11 exons. Gene Ontology annotation, molecular function: cytokine receptor activity; protein binding. The record is from RefSeq and is a predicted model, not a curated record.